Molecule: messenger RNA, 736 nt
Organism: Drosophila mauritiana
Lineage: Eukaryota; Metazoa; Arthropoda; Insecta; Diptera; Drosophilidae
Exons: 4
Coding region: 45-635 (196 amino acids)
Source: RefSeq, a predicted model, not a curated record
UAAGCUCUGAAACCAUUGUAAAGUUACAGUGGUUACACUACAACAUGGUUUGGAUUUGGAGCCUAAUUGUACUCGGAAUAGUGGUCGGCGCAACGGGGCAGGGCCAAGGAACCGAUACCACCGGAUCGACAACGACGGGGCAGAGCCCAAAAACCGAUACCAGCGGAGCGCCAACGACGGCGGCAUCCGAACGAACUCCCGAAACAACUACUGUGGAUCCCUACACUGCACUCGAUAAGACAAUAACCGAUGAACUUGAGAAUAUUCUAACCAGAUAUGAGCGUGAAUGCAUGGGUAAUUCUGAGUUCACACGUAAUCUUGACCUCAUACGCAAAGCGGUAAAAAUGGACAAAAGUCGUUUGUUAGACAAGAUCGAAGCAAGAACAGAAUUUAAUAAGUACAAUGAGCAACGCAUUUUAAUCGAACGACAAAUUGAUGAGCGCAUAGAGGCCCUCAAUAAUAUCCUGCCUACCCAGGAACCGAAUAGUUAUUGCUCUGAAUUUUACUUGAAGCAAAGAGAAGAUCUUAGGAAGGCUAAAUCACUUUCGAAUCUAGAAAAAUUAAACACUUUAUUAAUUAACAAAGCAAUUUGCACUAUCAGGGAUAAUUACGAUGAUAACGAUUAUCUUUACUAGCAUAAUCAGAAGCCACAAGACAAUGCAGUCUAAGUGAAAUCUAUUUACAUAUAUUUAUAACUAAAUUUUAAAGAUUGAAAUAUAUAUAUGAUACUUGUGAA